AUGAAUUACGACAGUAGCGAGAGUUACGACGACAAUUACGAACAAGAAUCGCAGCACAUUGACAUAAUGGCCCUGAUCUCUGAGGUCGACCCGAGCGUCGCCACCAAAGCAGAAUUUCCUGGGCCCGAAGAUGGAGAAAGCGGAGAAACCUCUAUGUGUGAAUGGGGAGGAAUUCCCAACACGUUGAGAAUGAACAUGCUAGACACUCACAACACCAGAAGAGAAUUACUCGCCUUGGGACAAUUUACGGACAAUAAAGGAGUCACUCUACCGGCAGCCGCUAAAAUGAAUUAUCUAGAGUGGAAUUGCACAUUGGAAAAAGAGGCUUACGAAUUUCUCAAAAGCUGCCCAACGGAAGGUUACCAAAGACCGAAUGGUAAUCUACCGGCACAGAAUUUCUAUCGCGGCGUAAUCACUGAAGCCGAACCAACAUUCAGGGACAUGAAUAAGAAGACGGUCACAGAAUGGUGGAAAAAAGGACGAAAAGUUAACGGUCCUGGAAAAGAUCUCUACUUUCUUCUCGAACACAACAGCACUGAAAUAAAAUCAUUCACCUUGAUGGGCUGGGGUUCAACUACACAAAUCGGUUGCUCCAUUGCCAAGUGCGAUGAUAACUGGGUGGAGGCUUGCCGCUACUAUCCGCCAGGAAAUGAAUCAGAUGAACAGAUGUACACACCUGGCCGUGCGUGCUCUCAGUGUGCCAGUCUUGGAAAGAUAUGCCAUAAUCAGAAAGGACUUUGCAAAUGAAUGAAGAACCUGAAUGUGCUCGCUUCUUUUCGGGGAUUUUCAUGGGUUUCUCGGAAUUCUAUCUUAUUGAUGUCUUUUUUUAAGAAUAAAUAUGCGGCUUUGCUUUGAA
This is a messenger RNA of Cylicocyclus nassatus, 856 nucleotides long. The record is from the annotation of a GenBank genome assembly. NCBI's taxonomy places the organism in Eukaryota, Metazoa, Nematoda, Chromadorea, Rhabditida, Strongylidae.